Molecule: messenger RNA, 2685 nt
Organism: Bacillus rossius redtenbacheri
Lineage: Eukaryota; Metazoa; Arthropoda; Insecta; Phasmatodea; Bacillidae
Gene: wds
Product: WD repeat-containing protein 5
Exons: 9
Coding region: 599-1624 (341 amino acids)
Biological process (GO): transcription initiation at RNA polymerase II promoter
Cellular component (GO): transcription factor TFIID complex
Molecular function (GO): protein binding; RNA polymerase II general transcription initiation factor activity
Source: RefSeq, a predicted model, not a curated record
CAUUCACACAUCAGCAAUGGCUACAGCUACUCCAACGGGUUACAGUGAAGAAAAAUCCUUUGAAAUUUUGCAGCUUCUGAUUGGUCUACAUUGAUCACAUGACCUCAGUGCAAAGCAAUUUUACAAGGUUUAAAAAUAUUUCAUUUGCAAAUAUUGAAUUAAUUAUGCUUGAAAUUAUAGCUAUUGAUGUGGCCUACGUUCGAGUCAGCGCGCCGUGUAAUUGAGUGCCUUUGAGUCGAAUAUUGACGUGCAUUUUGUAGAAGCGUCGCUUUGACGUCCGCCAUUAUGUUGUGCAGUCUCACGUGACCUCGGGAGGAGCAUGAUGGGAACGAAAAUAAGCGCAAAGCAGUGGUGAUGUUUGUCGUUUAUGUUUAUAUUGAAGAUUGGUGAUUUCAUUUAAAACGUUUUUUUUUAUAUUUGCUGUUAAAGACACCUUACUUUUAAUAAAGUUACAUUUUAAGUUUAAAAUGGUUUAAAAGAUUACCAAGGGUAAAAGUGACAGGUUAUCAAGAAAUAUAUGGCGGUCAAAACAUAAACAAAUAUUGUUCUGUGCAACCAGAAUCUUCGAAGUAGAGGACACCGCAUACAGCACCAAAAAAUGGUCCCAUUAGGACCAGCGGCCACUCAUUCGUCUUCUGGCCCCAACACCAAUACAUCUUCAAACACUAAUAUUCCCAGUUCUGGUGGUAGUUCGAGGUCCAGCUCAUCGGUGAAACCGAACUAUACUCUGAAAUUCACAUUAGCUGGUCACACAAAAGCUGUAUCUGCAGUGAAGUUCAGUCCCAAUGGUGAAUGGCUCGCUAGUUCAUCUGCUGACAAGCUUAUAAAGAUUUGGGGUGCAUACGAUGGCAAGUUUGAGAAGACGAUAUCGGGACACAAACUCGGUAUAUCAGACGUAGCGUGGUCAAGCGAUAGUCGCUUGCUAGUCAGUGCAUCUGAUGACAAAACCCUCAAGAUAUGGGAACUCAGCUCUGGUAAAUGCCUUAAGACAUUGAAAGGUCACACCAACUACGUCUUCUGUUGUAAUUUCAAUCCACAGUCAAACUUGAUUGUUUCAGGGUCUUUUGAUGAGAGUGUGCGAAUCUGGGAUGUUCGGACGGGCAAAUGCCUUAAAACACUGCCCGCACAUUCAGAUCCUGUCAGUGCUGUGCAUUUCAAUAGGGAUGGUUCCCUAAUUGUUUCCAGCAGUUACGAUGGUCUUUGUCGAAUAUGGGACACCGCGUCUGGUCAGUGCUUGAAGACCUUAAUAGAUGACGACAACCCGCCUGUAUCAUUUGUAAAAUUCUCUCCCAAUGGAAAGUAUAUCCUGGCCGCAACUUUAGAUAAUACACUCAAAUUGUGGGACUACAGCAAAGGCAAAUGCUUGAAAACUUACACAGGCCAUCGAAAUGAAAAAUAUUGUAUAUUCGCAAACUUCUCUGUUACUGGAGGCAAGUGGAUAGUGUCAGGAUCUGAAGACCACAUGGUUUAUAUAUGGAACUUGCAGACAAAAGAAAUUGUACAAAAACUUCAAGGCCACACAGAUGUGGUCUUGUGCACCACGUGCCACCCGACCGAAAACAUCAUUGCAUCUGCGGCUUUAGAGAGUGAUAAAACUAUAAAAUUGUGGAAGAGCGACACAUAACCAAUGUGAAGUCACGUGUGAAGCGUGUGUGUGGGUUGGACAGUGGGGGAGUUCGCUGAGACAAAGCAUUUGCAGUGUGUGUUCCUACAGUUUUUUUUUCUAUCGAAAAAAGAAAAGAUUGGCAUUGUUUCUUUUAGUGUGGAAGCUAUCAGGACAAGUCACAAAGGUGAUUGUAUUUUAUAAUUUUGGUGGCUAGUGAACGUGAAAAUUCUAGAAGAUAAAGGAAUUUAAAAUGCUCUGGAAAUGCACAAGCUACAUAAGUUGAGGGUGUUUUGAGUCAAACUAAGAACUGUUUGUGAAAAGUUCAGUUUUAGGUUAUGUGUGCUACAGUAGUAAAAAAAUAAUAAACUGUCAUUAGAAAAGAACAUUUGAUAGUUUAUGCAGGUCAUGAUAUUUCUUAUUAUUUUUGUGUGUUUGUGUUAAAAGACUAUGUUUUUACUAUGCAGCUUAUAAAAAGUUAAACGUCAAGAAUUUUGUUAUUGUUUACUAGCCACCCUAAUUAUUGUACAUCUCUUCAAAUGUUAUGUGGGGAAUAUUUCAAAUUUUUAACUUUUUUGUUUCUGUUUUUGUCACCCCGAAAAACUUAUGGUUUUUAAGGAACUUUAAGAUCAUAUGAACACAUGCAAUACUCUGUUGGUUUUAUGAGAAGUAGUUUUCUGUAUGCAAACGUGUUAAGACUAGGAAUCACAUGCCAUAUUGAUUCUUUUCAUUUUCUCCUCAUUAGUUCUAGUAAACUGCAAUUUCUAUAAAUGUAACACUAUACCUCUUUUGCAUUUGUGGUUCUGUCACAAAUUUUGUCAAUGGAUAUUUAAUAAAUGUAAAAAAAACUUGUUAUACCCAUUAUAUAACACUUAGUAAAUACCCAUUGAAAAUAUUUGUGAUUGAACAACAUAUGCAAGAGUGGUAUAGUAUAAAAUUUACAGAAAUAGCUCUUAACAAAUAGUAACAACAAGGAAAUUAAAAAAUCAACAUUCAUUGUGAAACCCAGCCUUAACAAAUGGAAUGACUGUCUUCAAUUUUGUACAAAUUCUUUUAUUACACCAUAAACAUUUGUUUAACAA